AGAGGCGUGAGAGACACACUCACAGGCUGGCUUGGUUGCAUGCGUGCAAAGGAGUGCUCCCUCUUGCAGAGAGAAAGUUUGAAACGGAGCAGCCAAGGUCCGAGUGCACAGGUGUGAGGGGCACACUCAGCCACAUCUACCUCCUGGCCCUGGGAUGGCGUUUCCCGCUCACAGACACGCGUAGCAGUCAGAGAUGGCGCCGGACAUGUGGCUCUUCGCUGCCAUCCUUGGAUUGCUGACGGCAGCUGUCUCAGGUCACCCAACUCCAACCCCAUCUGGCCAGCUGGACACCAGCAGUGCAGAGAGCCAGCCCUUGGAGCCAGGACAGCGGCUCGGGGUCCGCCUGGUGAACGGAAGCAGCCACUGCAGUGGGACGGUGGAGGUCUGGAUCCGGAAGUCCUGGGAGCCGGCAUGCGGAGCGUUCUGGAACCACGACGCCACCGAGGCCGUGUGCCGAGCGCUAGGCUGCGGCAGGGCCGGGCCGACCAUCCAGCCCACCCUGCCGCCUUCGGAGCUGCCGCCUGGUCCAGGCGCAGGGAACACCAGCGAGGCCCCGAACGCCACACUGGUCCUGGCGCCUGCUGUUCUGUGCCAAGGGGCCGAGUGGCUGCUCUGCCACGUGGAGGAGCACGUGUGCGACAGUGCCGGGAAGCCGGCUGAGGUCACCUGCGCAGAGAACCACGCGGUGCGGUUGGUGGGCGGCAGCAGUCCGUGCGCCGGCCGCGUGGAAAUGCUAGAGCACGGCCAGUGGGGGUCGGUGUGUGACGACGCGUGGGACCUGGAGGACGCCCAGGUGGUGUGCCGGCAGCUGAACUGCGGCUGGGCGGUGCAGGCCCUGCCCGGCUUGCACUUCGCCCCUGGCCAAGGCCCCAUCCACCGGGACGAGGUGAGCUGCACAGGGACCGAGGACUUCCUGUGGGACUGCCAUGGGCUGCCCGGAAACGGCUACUGUGGUCACAAGGAGGACGCCGGCGUGGUGUGCUCAGAGCACCAGUCCUGGCGCCUGACUGGGGGCGCCGACCCCUGCGAGGGGCAGGUGGAAGUACAUUUCCAUGGGGUCUGGAGCACAGUGUGUGACAGUGAGUGGUACUUCUCGGAGGCCCAGGUGCUCUGCCGGGCCUUGGGCUGCGGGACCAUGGCUGCAACACCCAAGGGGCUGCCCCACUCGCUGCCAGGGAAAAUGUACUACUCAUGCAAGGGGGAGGAGCCCACCCUCUCCGAUUGCAACUGGAGGUUCAACAACUCCAACCUCUGCAAAGAGUCGAGUGCAGCCAGAGUCCUCUGCUCAGGCUCCCGGAGUCUGCUCAAUCUGUCCACUACGGAAGCACCUGCAAGCAUUCAGCCUGUCACUGUCGAAUCUACUGUGACCCAGCAAAUGGAAGCCUGGAAACCACGAGAACUAAUACUUCUCAUCCUCUGCAUCAUUCUGGGAAUUCUACUCCUUGGCAUCCUCAUCUCGACGGCCUUCAUCCUCUUCAAAGUCAAAGGAAAAUACGCCCUGCCCGUUGUGGUGAAUGCCCAGCACCCACCCGCCACCACCCCAGAAGCGAUCAAUAACUAUCAAGAUGUCCCCAUUACCAUUUCCAAAGAAGAAGACUCCCAGCGGCACCGCUUCACGGAGGAGGAGGCCCAGCAGAACAGGUUCCAGAUGCCCCCGCUGGAGGAAGGACUUGAAGAGGCACACAGCUCCCAGGUCCCACCCGCCAGCGCCAGCGCUGGCCACUACGGUGGCAGCUUCGUCACAGACGCGCCGUCCCUGGGCUCUCAACACCACGCGAGAAGCAGCAGGGAGUCCAGCACGUCCUCCGGGGAGGACUACUGCAAUAGCCCCAGCAGCAGGCUGCCUCGAUGGACCCCUCAGGUGUUUUCUACAGAGAGGAGCCCCUUCUUGGAGCAGCCCCCCAACUUGGAGCUGGCUGGCUCCCAAGCUACUUUUUCAGCAGGGCCCUCAGCUGAUGACAGCUCCAGCACCUCAUCCGGGGAGUGGUACCAGAACUUCCAGCAGCCGCCUCAGCCUCCCGAGACGAAGCAGUUUCAGUAUCCAGGAACCCCCAGGCCCCAGGCCGACUCCAUUGCCAAUGAGGACUACGAUGACAUCGGGGGCUCCUAGGCUGGGUCCCAGUGAGGCUCCCGGAGGUUCCCUUCCUCCAGACUCCUGCUCCACCUGCCCCUGCCCUCCUACCCUGUUCCCCAUCGCCCCCCAGGGGACCAAGGAGACUUCCCUGGAGAGAUGCAAGGAAAGCCUUCACCCUGCACCCCUCAGUCUCUGUCCAUCAAACAGAAGCUGCUCACCCAGCCGUCCCCUAGCCCCAAAGAGCCCAGAGGUGGAAGGUGCUGCCUUGGAGAGGUAGUGAGCUCCCCAUCUCAAGGAUGAAUAAGCAGCCUGGGCCACUUCUCAGCAGGCUGCAAGGAGGGGCCGAACCGAGGCCCUUUUCUGAUCCUCCGGCAUCUGCGAUUUGUUUGCUUCCCUGAGUCUCAAACCGCUCAGGGGCCCAGAGGUACUGAGAGAACAGAAACCAGCCCAUCCCAAGUGCCCCCCAGGGAGGCCUGGGGGCAAGGGCUGCAGGGCUGCUUUGGCGGAUUCUGGAGGAGGGAGUGGCACACCCACUGACCCAGGUUGGCAACCGCCCGGGACACAGAGUCCGGCCUUCCUGGGAAUGGCCUGCUGGCGACAAGCCGGAUGACUGCCCCUCCUGCACUACCAAGGGACUGGAGCCUACAGCCAGCCCUGCCUCUGGAGACCCUCGGAGCCCACUGGGGCGCAGCCAUGUUCUGCAGUGACUGUCCCUGGACAGGAGACCCUUACUCUGAGUCUCCCGUGGCUUACAGAGAUGGCUCUAGUCCAGCCCCCGCUUAGACCCAGAGUUGGGUCCCAGUGCCCAUGGCAGCAGGAGGGGCCCAGAGGCUGCACCAAGCGCCUCGUGCCCAUCUGCUUGGAUUUCUGGGAGCUUCCCUGAGGAUCACGUGAAUAUGCAAUGUCACGCCCAGAGCCACAAACAUGUCAGAGCGGCCCGAGGGCUCAGGGCCAGCUGCUGGUGUCCUGUUUUGAGUAUCCUAAGAGUAAAGUAAUUGCUGAAUAAAAAUGGGGCAUGGAGUGACAAGUC
Suricata suricatta (meerkat) is the source of this 3104-nucleotide messenger RNA. It is a transcript of the gene CD6, whose product is annotated as CD6 molecule. The record is from RefSeq and is a predicted model, not a curated record. Bases 194 to 2110 code for a protein of 638 amino acids. Gene Ontology annotation, cellular component: membrane. NCBI's taxonomy places the organism in Eukaryota, Metazoa, Chordata, Mammalia, Carnivora, Herpestidae. The transcript has 12 exons.